Clonostachys rhizophaga is the source of this 1224-nucleotide messenger RNA. Lineage: Eukaryota; Fungi; Ascomycota; Sordariomycetes; Hypocreales; Bionectriaceae. The record is from the annotation of a GenBank genome assembly.
AUGGACUACCCAAUAAUCCCCGGCACCGAGCUGAUCCGUCAGCCGGGUCCCCAGUACGAUGUCACCGCCGACGCUUUGACUUCAAUCCCCGCGCUCACGUCCCCGCCGUUCCCCAAGAAGGGCGGCAAGCACAUCUUUGCGUUCUGGCACUCGGGCAUCGCCACGCUGCCCCCGUACCUGAAGAGGAAUGUUCUGUCCUGGUACAGGCGGUUCGCGCCUCUGGGAUGGAACAUCUACGUCCUCGAUUGCGUUGCGGACUCCCCCCUCCACUUCUCCCUGUAUAUUGACGCCGCCUCGCCGUCCGUGAUCCCGCAGGCCCUCAUCGACGGCACUCUCGGCGGUGGAUACGCCUCCCAGCACACGUCCGACCUCGUGCGGUACCCUCUGCUGAUCCAUUAUGGUGGCGUCUACCUGGACGUGGGUAUCCUCCAGUUCGGCGACCUGAACUGGCUGUGGGAGGAGCACCUCGCCAACCCGGACUCGCCGUACGAGUUCGCGGGGUACACGAUGGGGGAGCCGCCCGAGCACGUCUCCAUCGUCAACUUCGCCCUCAUGUCCGUCGCCGACUGCCCGCUGGUUCUCCGCGCGCACCGGAUCCUCAUCAAGCUGUGGGAGGGGAAGACGAGCACCGUGGGCGCGCACAGCCACCCGCUCGUGUCGCAUGUGCCGCUCAUGCGGGUUCCGCCGUCCGUUUCGGAGGGAAAGGGGAACAUGGACAUUAAUGACGAGAGCAUGACGGAUUACGCCAUCCAGAUCCAGGCGAUGGGCUCUGCGCAGCGCUGGCUCGACGAGGCGGAUGGGUGGAACGGGCCCGAGUACGUCCGCGACAAGUGCUGGCUGUACAACAUGCUGGAGAUGGCCUAUGUGAACGAGAACCUGACGGACUGGGACAGCAAGCGGCAGUUUGAGCUGUUUGCGCUGGAUAUGCCGAGGAGCGGGGAGGAGGAGACGGCGGACCAGAAGCUCGCGAGGGAGAUUGUGGAGAAAAGCAUCGCGCAGAGCUGGUGUUUGAAGCUGGCGCACGGGUUCUCCGCCAAGCUGUUCGGUGCGCCCACAUUGGGCAUGCAUUGGAGGGCGAACGAUGGGAGUGACUACGGUCCGGGGACGUAUGGCGGUUGGUUGAGGUGGGCGAUGUCGAACCUCGCGCAGAAGAACCCUCCGGCGGCUUUGAAGAUACCAGCAUAUGAGCCGACAAUGGUGGGCAGCCUAAAUGAUAGACUCUAA